This is a messenger RNA of Xenopus tropicalis (tropical clawed frog), 709 nucleotides long. It is a transcript of the gene apoc2, whose product is annotated as apolipoprotein C-II. Gene Ontology annotation, molecular function: enzyme activator activity. Gene Ontology annotation, biological process: lipid metabolic process; lipid transport. Bases 197 to 490 code for a protein of 97 amino acids. NCBI's taxonomy places the organism in Eukaryota, Metazoa, Chordata, Amphibia, Anura, Pipidae. The record is from RefSeq and is a predicted model, not a curated record. The transcript has 5 exons. Gene Ontology annotation, cellular component: extracellular region; very-low-density lipoprotein particle; chylomicron.
CUGUUUGCUUGUACUUAGGACCCCGACUCUGACAGCACAUCAGAAAUAAAAGAUAAAAAAUAAAAUCUCACCCAGAACAUUUGACGAUACAACGGAAGAGCUCAACAAAGUACUGCUUCCCAACUGUCGCUUUCCUAAACUCUUCCCUGGACAGAGGACAAGAUUUGCUGGAGAGCUCCAGAAGAUCUAGGUCGCCAUGAAGGCAUCACAAGUUAUUGCAGUGUCCCUGCUAUUGCUGCUACUGAGCACAGGGAUUGAAAGUUACCGGAUACAAAAGAGGGAAUCGCCAACAUACCUUUCUCAGAUACAAGAGGCAGUUUCCAGUUCCUGGGAACAAGUGGCUAAUAAAGCACAGGAUUGGUUUGAGGCAGUAAGAAAUCACCAAGUGGAGGAAAAAGCAAAGGAGAUUUAUGAGAAAGGAACUAAUGCCGUGAAACCAUAUUACAAUAUCUUUUCUGAUCAGCUGUACCACUGGUGGUACGCACAGUGACGCACAGUGACCGUUGCCCCGUGAAGUCCACAAUGAAUGAGUGUUGGGCACAAGGAUCAUUGUCUUCAUGUUACACAUUCUGUCUGGAUGUCAGUAUCAGUCUUGCUAGAAGCACAGCAAUACCAUAUGCUGCUUAAAGCUUGGUUUCCUAUUCUCAGUGUUCCUCAUAUCAUUGGAUCAUUCAGUCUCAGCCAAAAUAAAUCUUUGCAUCAAAAAGGG